Symbiodinium sp. CCMP2592 is the source of this 444-nucleotide messenger RNA. Lineage: Eukaryota; Dinophyceae; Suessiales; Symbiodiniaceae. The record is from the annotation of a GenBank genome assembly.
AUGGGUGGCAAAUAUGGCGGCAAAGGCGGAGGAGACAAAGGUGGAUACGGCGGCUAUGGUGGUGGGGCCGGUGGAGGUGGAAGUUACGGUGUUGGUGGCGAGACGGAAGAGAUGGAGGUCGAUGACCGGGACAUUGGACGGAUUGUUGGGCGAGGUGGCUGCAACAUCCGUGACCUGCAGGAAGGCACGAAAUGCAAGAUCAUCACGCCCAACAAGAGAGGAGACAACGAUGACCCCUCUCUGAGGAAGGUGCUGAUCCAAGGCAGCAAAGAGCAGAUCGCCAAGUGCAAGGAGGCCAUCAACGGUGUCCUCAUGGGCGAGGAGCCGAAGGACGUGUUGGCGCAGAUUGAUGGUGCGGUCAUCAUCAAGAGCUUCGGCCCACAUCCUUCAAUUCCCCAAUUCCCGAAGAUGGGGGUUGUGAUGGGGGUUGUAGAGUUUGCAUGA